CAGGUUUUCUGGCUACUGGACUCACAAUUUUAGAUUAAGUUAGGAUCGCAGAGCCUCCAACUGCCGCACGUCCACCACAUUUUUUUAAAUUGUCCCUAAUUGUUGUGAAAGCAUGCAGCCAAUGAUCCCUAUGCUGGAGCUCAUCUGAGCUUUCCUCCUGUUCUGCACUGAGUUCGGCACUGUUGACCAAGGCCACACUCCGCUCUAAAUUUGGUACCCCUCCCACUGAACCCCUCCUGCGCGUCCGUCACAGCCUCAGAUUCCCUCACUAACCCCCCACCCUCAGACGCACACAUGCCCCUGUCUGUGUGUUCGCCCAGAGUGGGGAGCGUCCGGCGACCAGGCAGCCCGGCGAACUGUCACAUAGCCUUUGGCAUUUGGCUUUUGGAUGGUUUACACUUUCCUUUUGGAUCAAUACCUCUGUUGUUGUUGCUGUUUCUAGCGUGCUGGGAAAAGGGCCAGACAGUAGGGAGAACAACCUCCAUCACCGCCUCCUGGAACGCUUGAAACAUGGCUCAUGUCCAGAGGGUGCAGAAGAAGACCAGCACCAUGUCCCUGACCAUCUCCUCCUCCUCCUCCAGCGCGGCGGCCCACAGAAACUCCAGCCUGGUGCAGCCGCUGUGUGUCAGCCCUCAGAGGACCCAGAGUCCCGAUCACACCCAACAGCAUUCAGGAGGAGUGGCCCCCACUUUUGUCAAGUGUCUCCAUGAUGUGUCUACGCUGAACGGUCAGCUGGUGGUCCUGGAAUGCAGGCUGAGGGGAACCCCCCCCCUGCAGGUCAUGUGGUACAGAGAGGACGAGCAAGUUCUGGACUCGGACGAUUUCAGGAUACUGCGCAAGAGUGAGAGCGUGUGUGACGAGGCCUGCUCGGGAUCAGUGCCAGAGGAGCUGUGCACGCUGGUGAUCACCGAGGCCUUUCCAGAAGACUCCGGCCUGUUUCAGUGCGUGGCUCUCAACCCCUUCGGCAGGGUAUCCUGCUCGGCCGUCCUGGAGGUCUACAACGACCUGGAGGAGCAGCUGGAGGCGGAGGCCGCUGGUCAGCAGGAGGAGGUUCCUCCCCUCCGGAGAAAGGAGGCAGCAUUCCAACAUGAGACUGCCUCCUUCGGUGAGAGCGCCGACGACUUUCCCCCCGAGCUGCCCGACUCCAUGACACUGCCCCCCCCUGAGUGGCCUGACAGCCCUGUAGAAGACAACAAGCCUGUUGCAGAUUUCCCACAGCCGGCCAACCACUCCUUCGAAGAACCCUUUGGUCGCAGCGAGGAGGUGCGCGCGCUGAGCUCAGGGGGGCAAAGGUCACCGGGAAUCACUGUCGGAGCCUACACGCCCAGCCCUCCACCCCCGACUCAAGUCAAGGAGCAGAGCCACACGCCCAUGUUCAGCCCCACCAAGCUCAGUUUCCCUUCAGGAGGUCCCACCAUGAACCUGUCCGACCUGCCCUCCUUCACUCCCAGCGUCUUCCCCCCGAGCGCCUUCAACUACGAGCGACCACGCCAUUUCAUCCAAUCGCAGGCCGCCUUCCAGGCACCCAGCUAUGACAGCGUUCUGAAAGAGGCCCAGGAGAACCAGAACAGCUCCCAGCAGAACCUCGGCAGCUUCCAAAAUAGUCCAAACGCCACAGAGACCCAGAGUGGAGUUAACAUGACGUCCGCACAACGCCAGUCUUUUUCCCAGACUCAGUCAGUGUCCGAGUCCUUGUCACAGAGCCAGGCGCAGUUGCAGUCCCUAAGCCUGAGCCAGAGCCAGGCCCAGUCCCAGGCCCAGUCCAAGACCCAGGUUCAGUCCCAGUCCCAUACCCAGGCCCAGUCCCAGGCCCAGUCCAAGACCCAGGUUCAGUCCCAGUCCCAUACCCAGGUUCAGUCCCAGUCCCAUAGCCAGGCCCAGUCCCAGGCCCAGUCAAAGACCCAGGUUCAGUCCCAGUCCCAUACCCAGGUUCAGUCCCAGUCCCAUAGCCAGGCCCAGUCCAAGACCCAGGUCCAGUCCCAGUCCCAUACCCAGUCCCAUACCCAGGCCCAGUCCCUUACCCAGGCCCAGUCCAAGACCCAGGUUCAGAUUCAGACACGAGCUAACGGCAUGGGAAAGUCCUCCUCCAGUAUCAGCUCUCCCAUUUCCCCCCUGGCGUCCUCUGGUGCGCCUCCUCAGUCCUCCCCCGCCCCCAUACUUAGUCCUCCUGCCUCCACCAUCCCAUCCUCCUUAUCCCUUCUCCCCCGCACCACCAUGCGUUCCACCAUCACUCUCACCCCCAGCAUUCCCAGCGCCACCGGGAUGGGGAGCGCCACCCUGCCGGCCAAUCAGGACGCCAUGUCGGCACCCGCCGCCUACCUCUGCUCCGUGCUGCCCUCCCAGUCUGCCUUCUCCCCCUUUUCCUCAUCCAAGCUGUCUCCCAACUCCAACCUGCCUCACUUCUCCACCUCUCCCUCCCGCUCCCCCAUCCGCCCCCCGCAGCCCUCUCCUCCCCACAAGGGGCCCCUCCUCUGGUAUCUCCCUCCCGGAGCAGCCUCUUCCAGUGUCACCAUCCCUCCCUGGCUCCCCUCUCUCUCCUCCCUCCUCCUCCUCCUCUCUGCAGCAGCCCAACACUCCCAACGGUCCGAGCGGAGUACCUCCUGCUGUGGUCUCCUUGCCGGCCAGCUACAAGGCAGCGCCAAGCAUUUUGCUGCCGAGCUCCUUCCCAAGCCCAUCCUGAAGAAGGCCGUGGCUCCUCGGCCUUCCUCCUCUCGCUCCACAGACGAAGACAUCCAGGGCUCCAAAGACGCCCUCAUCCAGGAUCUGGAAAAGAAGCUGCGCUCAAAGGAGGCCAGGAGGAGAACCAGCCAGAAACUGUCCUAUGAGGAGCGCAUGGCUCGUAGGCUGCUGGGUCCAGACAACGCCAACUACACGUUGACCAAGACAGUCUCUCAGACUCCCAGCCGCCCAGGUAGAACAACGACCUCUGCAUUCAGUCAGCAGGACCAAAAUCCUCCCGCCCAGGGGCGAUCCGAUGUAUUUAGCUAUCGAGUGAAGCGCAGCGUUAUUAGUCAUUUGGGGUUGAAUGGCUGCACAGGGAGCCUUCUUCCCUCUCAGGGCCUCCUGAUGGAGUCCCCAAGACAACGUGCAAUAAGCAGCUGGUCAUUAGUGUGUGUGUGUGUGUGUGUGUGUGUGUGUGUGUGUGUGUGUGUGUGUGUGUGUGUGUGUGUGUGUGUGUGUAGGAUAAUUAUGUCAGAAAAGGUUCUGUCGCUCAGAGGGCUUUUCGGCGUCUAUCCUCUCUCUCUCACACACACAACACGUGUAUGCACACACACAUUUGUCAGCAGCUAUUUCUGGCCUGCUUUCUGGGAAGGAGCCCCUUUCACAACAGGAUCAUUGUGUCAGAAGACACACACAAACACACACACACAGACAGAGUGGCCCUCCUGGCAUUUAGUCAAGCUCAAACGGUUGGUUUUCAAAGUUCAAACGUCUGUUGACCUCUGCUUAUAUGAGUGUUUUCUGUUCCAGCCAGAUUCCCCAGAAGGAAGACAUACAGGGGGACUCUGGGGGAGGCGCCACACGGGCACCGACGAGCGGGGAAACGAGGGCUCGGCCAUCCAGGAGAAAUGUUACGCUCCUCGCUUCCUGCAGGUACCUCCAGACCUAACUGUGGAGGAGGGACGCUUCUGUAGGAUUGACUUCAAGGUGGGAGGCCUCCCCACGCCUGACGUGUGCUGGUACCUGGACGGAAAGGCCAUUCGUCCAGACGACUUCCAUAAGAUGUUGGUGUGUGAAAAGGGGAUGCACUCAUUCCUCAUAGAGAUCGUCACAGUGCACCACGCCGGCGUGUAUGAGUGUGUGGCCCGGAACCGAGCCGGGGAGGGCAGAUUCUCCAUGAGGCUCAACGUGUUAGCCCAGGAGGCUCUCCGUCCUCCCACCUUUGUCCAGAAGAUGUCCAACUCCAGAGCUCUGGAGGGGGAUACUGUUCGGCUGGAGUGCAAAGUGGACGCCUCCCCGCCUCCACAGCUCUUCUGGAAGAAAGACAAGGACAUGCUGCGCAUCGACCCCAACAGAAUGAGUCUGUAUCAGGACGGCUCAGGGCGCCAGUGCUUGCUGCUGGAGAGGCUGUUGAAGUCGGAUGCCGGUUGGUACACGCUGUCCGCCAUCAACGAAGCCGGCAUGUCCACGUGCAACGCCAGGCUGGAUGUGGGCACUCGCACAGCCCCGCCCAUGAAAACGGCGCCCCCUGGCUCCAAGACGUUGAAGAUGUUGUCCUCUCUGAGCCACGUGCCCACCCGGACCGUGGAGAGCCCCGCCCAGCACACCGCCCCUCUGUACGAGAGCGAGGAGCUGUAGACCCGCCAAACCCCCCAAACCCUCCAUUCACAUCCUCAGAACCAUCACACAUCUUCAACAUUUUGUUCUAGUGGACUUUGGUUCUGAGUGCAGCAGAACCAGGACAUAGAACACUUUUGAGUUCAAUUGCAUGUCGGGUUACCAACAUUGUGGUUCUAAUAUUGUACUAAAAUAUCAACUCUACAGUUUGGUUUGACGUUUUUUGAACAUAUGACGUUUUUAAGAGUACGGGACAUUAACGGGAAAUCUUCCACAUAAACUAAGAUAUUUAUUACAUGGUUUUCCUGUUAUCAAAAGUUUGUGUCUUUGUUUCCGUGGUGAUAAGGAGCAGUUGGUAGUCACUCGGACAAAUGUUUCACCAGUCAGGAGCGUGGUGAGUUAAAAUAACCUCAUGUGGACCAUCUGCUGCGGUUUGUCAGCCCUGUGUGCGUUAGAGGCUGCAGAGCGGAUGUUUGCCACACGCUAUGAGCCUGUCUGUAGGCCAUGUGUGUAUAAAUAGACCUGCAUACUUGUGCCAGCCAGUCCUCUGAGGUCCACAAGGCCCCAAACAGCAACGCGGUGCCCCUUGGGAAGGAUUGUCACAUGAGAGCACGGACUAGUGGUGAGCGGGUCGGCCCACAACCCCGCGGGCCGGGCGGGUUUGGGGCUGUGCUAACAUAGAACAGUUCUCAGUGAUGGGUGUUUAUAGCACAGGAUGGACAAAGAGCAGCAGCCCGCCCCUCUGACGACUGAACCCCGACUUGAUUUAGGAAGAGAAACCACUUCAGUUGGAGAACAUCUGCAGUGCAGAUACGUUGUGUUUACGCUGUACACAAGAGGAACCAAACCAUUUCUCACCAGAGCCUUACAAUGCAAAAAGCUGCAUGUGUUGGUACCUUCACAGAAACCCGGUGGUGCUGGUGAACUGGUACUUCCCCGGGAGCAGUGCAGUCACUGCUCAGUGACAGGAUAUCCAAACAACCUGAGGUCAAACUAUUUAUUUGUGGUGUUCGAAUCAAACGUGGUUAAACCUUUUGGUGAGCUAGUAGUAGUGUGUGUAUUGUUUGUUGUGCAAGUUCUACAUCUCACUGUAUGAAUGAGGAAUAAAGUUCUGUGACCCUGG
Molecule: messenger RNA, 5401 nt
Organism: Gasterosteus aculeatus aculeatus (three-spined stickleback)
Lineage: Eukaryota; Metazoa; Chordata; Actinopteri; Perciformes; Gasterosteidae
Source: RefSeq, a predicted model, not a curated record